UUGCGUAUCGGGAUAAGCGACGCUGUAUAAGAAAGGUAACGUUUGUUAUGUCAACACCGUUCUGUCAAAUCGUGCCGCCAGUUCGCUCAGCGCUCAUAAACAAACCAAUAUCAUGGAGAACUUUUCGGAAAUUUUUAUCAAAAUUAAGCCGCUUUUUAAUGCAGUUAUUAAGAACCCUACUCAAGCAAAUAUACUACAAUUGAACGAACAGUUUAAGACGGUGGACAAUAGCAGUGUGCAAGUAUUACAAAACAUAUUUCUACAGCAAUUGCUCAUACUGGUCGAUGCCGUACCAGGGCAGAACAAAAACGAGCUAAAAACUCACCUAUUGGAAUGCAUUAUCACCAUUCUGCUGAAGGGCCGGCUUUCCAAAGCAGUGGCCCUGCGAACGACGCUACUGGCUGCCAUGAAGCUGUUGUACGACCGGGACACGGGAACUGUACGUCCCGAUUUAUCCGAAGAGUACAAACUGGCCGUGCUGAAAGUGUUGUCGCUCGUGUCUCGCCGAAUCCAGUCGGAGCUGGUGGAGGAAGUGUACGUGAAAGAGAAUCUAACCCUGCUUUCGCAAGCCAUCUUUGUGUGCGUCCGCAUAGUAGAAACGGAGCGCGCACGUAAGCUCCGCUUCCAGGCAGUGGAUUCAAUUGUCUCGCUGUUGCAAGUGCAUGACGACUUCGACUUCAACGACACGGUGCUUCGCUGCCAGGUUGCUGAAUUGCUGUUCAUCACGCUCCCCAAACUUCUCGCCACUUACGUGUCCAUCAUCAACGGUGAUGAAAAGCAGGGUACCGCUGUGUACCGCAUAGCGAUAAAGGCCCUCGGACGUACGCUUAGCCUUAUUUUCGAAGAUUAUGCGAAGGAAACGCUCCACGAUGAGUACGGCAUUGAACAAUUCCGCCAACUGACGGAAAGUUUAGCUGGAACGGAGAGGAGUGCAAACAUACUGGGAUUAGGAUUGAAGGAAAACGAUAAAGUUAAAUACUUCAACGAAACGUCGCGUACUCGCGACUGGCUGCUGCAGGCUGAAAAGAAGGUGGAACAAAUACUGCAGCUCAUUCUCCAUCUCCGUGGACAUGAGGAGGAGCUUAUUCGCCUGGAAUUUGCCAAAAUGAACUGUGAACUGCUCCGGAAUUGCACCUACAACAUGCCUAGCUGUACCGUGCACUAUCUACAAACCGUGAUUGCCAUGUGUAACGACGAAUCUGCACGUGUCCGCGAUCUGUGCGAAAGGUGUCAGAAUUCGGUUCCCUAUUUUACGAUGUCCUUCGCCGGAAAUCGAAUUGAUGAUCUGUUUUUCGACGCCCUCAACCAGCUGCCCCGCGUCAUCUACAGGGGAGAGGAGCGCGAACAAAUUGCCAGCUUUCGGUUGAUAACAGGAUUUUUAGGCUUCUUCUCCGAGCCGCAACUGGCCAGCAUUUUUUCAUCGCAAAACAUUCUCGAACAGUUCAUUAUGGUACUGCUGGCUGCAGCCGAGCUUGAUAGUGUUGCCGAGCUCGUCCGUCGAGAAUACGUGUCCUAUCGCUUUGAGUAUGAAGAAGGAUUUCAUAUGCAAAAGGAGAAAAACGAAUCCCGUUGGAUCGUGCUGAAGAACGUUUCUGCCCCGCGUGCGAAACAAGCUUUCCUCGAGCUCAUCCACAAACUGCGGCAGCACGAUCAAGCGGUCAAUACCGUUCUCAUGUACAUUUUGGAGAAUUUCUACGCCUCAAGGAUAAACAGCAAUGGAUAUCUGUUCAUUUUGAGCGAGCUGAUUCCGGACAACACAAACGACGAAUCCAACCCUUCCCGACUGCUGGAGCCGUUCAAAACGCUACUCGCGGAAGUGCUGCAACCACACCACUGGUUUCUGGAGUUGGAAGAAAAUGACAACAUUUCCGAUCAAAAGUACAAUGCGCUACACAUCUGUCUCGUGGUUCGUACCAUUGCCAAACUAGCACGCUUUAUGAAGGAACAGUUUCGUUGGUAUCUGUACGACGCGUUGCGCAUUCUCCUGCAAUGCUGCAGCAGUACGCUGAAGUGCAUUAACGAAUCAACGGAGCUAGCACUGGACACUGUGGCCAGGUCGCAGGGAAUGUCGAGCAUUGAGCAGCUGCUCCAUCACAAUCUCGAUUACAUUUCGCAGCAAAUCACUCGAUGUCUUAGGCGCAAGGAACACUUCCGGGACGGCAUGAACAUGCUGGAAGCUGUGCUACGUUUUGUACCGUACGAUUCCUCGAACGUGCUAGAAACCACGGUUACACCUAUCAUUAUGAACAUUCUCGACAGCUACUCGCAGUACGGCGAGCGAAACUCGAUCGUGUGUCUUCGAGUGUUGCAAAUAUUUAUUCACUCGAUUCGGCUGCGGUAUGCGCACGAAACGGAAAACGAAGCUGAAGCUACUAAUGAAAAGGCGGCAACUAAUCUUUCCGAACAGAUCAAACGCUUGCAAGCUUUUCUGCGGCGAGAAAUUGCAAAUGAUUCAGAGGAUGAUCCGGAAUACAAUCCGGAUGAUCAGGACGAGCAACCCAAUGCAACCAAUAUGGACGAGCAAGCGACCGAACAUCAAGACGAAACAGAAACGGAGGAGAAAGAAGAACACGUUCCUUCGCAUAUAAAAAUAGUGUUGCGCAUUCUGACCGUUAAUUUCAAACACCUCGCAUCAUCGGAAGAUGCUGAACGGAUUGUGGCGCUGUCUACCCUUAAUGAGGGAAUAUAUGUGCUGCAGCGGUACGAAAAUCAGCUCCUACCGUUGGUACACAACAUUUGGUUCAACUUUACGGAGCGGUUCUCUGACCGGAAUCCGGCCGUGGUAAGGAAUGCAUUCGAGCUACUGCUCACCAUGGCACAAUUGUCCAAAGAUUUCAUACGCAAACGUUCACUGGACGAUGUGCUUCCAAAGCUGUACCAAUUCAUGCGGGAACACUGGAAUGCUGACCCCGGCGCGCACCAGGUAUACAAACUGCAAUGUAAAUUCCUUACCUCGAUCGACGGUUUGGUGCGGAACCUCAACUUUAGCGAAAAGCAGCUCGACCAAACGCUGGAGAUUAUUCGCCUGUACUGGGUGAAGAGUGAACGACGGGAAUUGAAGAAGCAGGCCGCCGAAUGUUUGCAGCGCAUGCGAUCGAUCAAUUCGCUUGCAGUCUUUUUAAAAUGUGGCUGUACAACUGUGCUGCAAUAAAGCGGACUGUAGGUAGCUUACAUUGAUCUUAGUAGCGCAUGAGUUUUUACUGACAUGGCACACAAGCAGCCGUGGAUAGAACCUUCUGAACCUGAACAGAACAAAAUAUGUCCUACAGUCAAGAAGCGGGAGACAAGAAGAUUGAAUCGUUCGACUACGAGUAUUCGGAACAGAGAAAUUUUGAAGUUAAAUUUGCAGUGGAAAACACACACACUUCCAGGUUUGUUGAUCAGCACGUUGAAAGAAUGGCAAACACCCAACCGACCAAUGCAUCGAAAAUCCCUCCGCCUGGAUUUAGUCGAAAACAGCUUACUCCUUUCUACGAGAAAACAAAGCUACUGCGCACCGUUUUAGAAAGGCAAGUUACGCGAAAACUGGACCAUUCUAGUGAACCUUGGUCCGCGAAAGUCGGUGACCAUUCGCGUAUCCCAAAGCCACCUCAAACAGCACACAGACAGCUUAACUUUUCCAUUAUGGAUGAAUCGAGAGUACCUUCGUUGCAGGAACGUUCAGAUCCGUCGUUGGGAAUAUUGCAACCAGAGGGAAUGGAUUUGGGCAGCUUUCGCGUCAGCAUCGAUGAUAGCGGUCGGCACAAUUCAUCUAACCUUUCCGAUGGCAUUCUACGCGACAGUCAAAUGAUUUGCAACAGCUUCGAAACAUCGUACAACGGCAUCGAUACGGACUAUUUGCUAAAACGCUUGCAGGAUCAAAUCAUCCUGCACAACACACUGCUCGAUGCGUCGGAAAAAUUCCCAAAGUCCCCAUCCAUAGAAAAUCUCGUCAAACAGUGCAUGAGAGGUACGGACGCGCUCACUGCCCUAAAGCAGCGUGUUGCGCGCUAUAAGACUGCCAAGCAGUCGGCUAGAAAAUCACAUCCGAACGCUGGUCUACUGCAGGAGCUGCCCAAUAUUAUCCGGCAUACGAUCAAUUGUGCGGAGGAUUUACAGAAACUGGCGGAAGAAAUAGUACAUGUGUCGGCAUCUUCCUUCGAUUCAAACAUUUUAAAUCGAAGCUCGUUAACAUCGAAAAGCAUUAAAGAUACCACAAACCGAUUGAAGGAAAUAGAACAAAUGUGGCAACAUAUGCCUACCCCGGAGGAGGAGGGUUCGUCGCUGGGACUCUUGCAUGAGUCAGAGAUGCGUGGUUCUGGUCACUUUUUAAACGAUGUAUCCGCUUCACUUAACACCGUAUUCGAAGAGGUAAACCAUUCGCUGGAAGAAGUUCUUCAAACACCGAACACGCAAAGUUUGAACAGUUUGAAGACCCACUUGAAAGAGUGCCAAAAACUGCUCUCGGAUAUCGCGCUUAACAAUUCGCUUCUGAACGAAGAAUCUAUGCCGUCGUUUGCCGAAUCAAGUGAUAUGCAUGAAGUUCCCCUGCUUAACAUCGUCUCCGAUGAGUUGGAUAAGUCGUGGAAAUCUGAAAUCGAAGCCUUUCUCGACAUAUGGAAAAGCCCCGAAAAGGAGCGGUUUUUACAAAUUUCCAAACAGACCAUUGAUGAUCUUUCGUUCCUACGCCAAGAGACAAAUCAUAUGCUGGGCAAGAUGAAAAUUUCUGAACGCAGUAAGCAACCAUCGACCCGGAGGCAGCAUCUGAUCGAAAGGCUCAACGUAUUGCGAGGGACGGAGCAACCGGGUCACAGACCCACUUACACCUCGAUCAUAAUGAAGGAUUACAUCGAUGAGGAUGAUUUAUGUGCCGAACAAGAGUGCUUGCCGAAAGCAGAAUCAUCUAAAAGAACGGUUCAAUUUUCUGACCGCACCAACGGAACUGUAAAACCUGCUAAAAAACUACACGCACAAAAACCAAAUCUUCGAACGGACAUGGUUGAAGCCCGACUUGAAAUACUUUUGCAAGAAAUGGAUCAAUUUCACCAAAACUAUCUUACCUCCAACAACCAGGAAGGGAAGCAAUCAAAUUCGACCAUCAUCGAGAAUAAAAUUGACGGUCUCAUGGCAAUGA
Molecule: messenger RNA, 5113 nt
Organism: Anopheles arabiensis
Lineage: Eukaryota; Metazoa; Arthropoda; Insecta; Diptera; Culicidae
Gene: Tti1
Product: TELO2-interacting protein 1 homolog
Exons: 4
Coding region: 113-3151 (1012 amino acids)
Biological process (GO): chromatin remodeling
Cellular component (GO): cytoplasm
Source: RefSeq, a predicted model, not a curated record